Cottoperca gobio is the source of this 1006-nucleotide messenger RNA. RefSeq names its product deoxyuridine triphosphatase (gene dut). Gene Ontology annotation, biological process: dUMP biosynthetic process; dUTP catabolic process. The transcript is spliced from 6 exons. Bases 395 to 946 code for a protein of 183 amino acids. Gene Ontology annotation, molecular function: dUTP diphosphatase activity; magnesium ion binding. The record is from RefSeq and is a predicted model, not a curated record. NCBI's taxonomy places the organism in Eukaryota, Metazoa, Chordata, Actinopteri, Perciformes, Bovichtidae.
UGGAUAGUUACUAACUCUCGCGAGAGCAUGUUUGUUUUCGUACUGGAGCAACGUGGUGACGAGAAGGUUGCCAUAGUUACAGAGAAUACUUACUUUCUUGCUGAUUUAUUUAUUUAAAGGUUUUUCCCUAAUGCAUCUAAUGGUAGCUAUGCAUGAGGUUUUAUAAGACAUUGGAGUUACUCUCGUUACAUUUUGCGGUGUAUAUUAAAGUAUCUGUUUAAAGUUACGUGUUUUUGGGGAGGGGCUAAAUUGGCGCAACUUACAACGCGGGAAUUUCAUUCAAAUAGUAAGACCGCCAAGAAACUGGAGGCAGCAGAAGCUUGAGGGAUUCUUAACCUUGCAGCAGUCUGCUGUAGUUCUGUCUCUUGGUUAGUAAAUAGUUUAGUCCGUAUAAAUGAGUGUAGGCCUACUAUCGGUUUUAAACUGUGAACACUUUGCCACCAUGCCCGUCCUAGAAGCCAAAGAUGCAUCAGCAAUUUCUCCAUCAAAGAGGGCAAGAACCGAGACUGCAGAAGAAAGACCUGUCCUCAAGUUUGCAAAACUUUCUGAGCAUGCCACCCGACCUACCAGAGGCUCAUCUAAAGCUGCAGGAUAUGAUCUCUACAGUGCUUAUGAUUACACCAUUGGUCCUAUGGAUAAAGCCAUCGUGAAGACAGACAUCCAGAUCGCAGUGCCACAUGGCUGCUAUGGGAGAGUGGCACCGAGGUCUGGACUUGCAGCAAAACACUUCAUUGAUGUUGGUGCUGGAGUUGUGGAUGAAGACUAUAGAGGAAAUGUGGGAGUUGUGCUCUUCAACUUCGGCAAGGACAAAUUUGAUAUAAAAAAGGGUGACCGAGUUGCUCAGUUGGUCUGUGAGAGGAUCUGCUACCCAGAUCUGGUGGAGCAAGAGAUGCUUGACGAGACGGCGCGUGGCGCUGGAGGUUUCGGAUCAACUGGAAGCAAUUGAAAGCUUCAAAUAAAAUUUGAAGAUAAAUUAAGUAGGUGCUAAUAAAGUUUUGUUUUUGUA